Molecule: messenger RNA, 1899 nt
Organism: Nanorana parkeri
Lineage: Eukaryota; Metazoa; Chordata; Amphibia; Anura; Dicroglossidae
Gene: ZBTB34
Product: zinc finger and BTB domain containing 34
Exons: 2
Coding region: 25-1617 (530 amino acids)
Biological process (GO): regulation of transcription by RNA polymerase II
Molecular function (GO): protein binding; DNA-binding transcription factor activity, RNA polymerase II-specific; RNA polymerase II cis-regulatory region sequence-specific DNA binding
Source: RefSeq, a predicted model, not a curated record
GACAGGAGGGACGCCGACCCGGAAAUGUGUGCUGGGCGAGGCCUGAGAGUGUUUCCGGCAGCUGAGGAGAGCGGAGCGCGCUGGGCCCGGCCGAGGUGUUCGGAGCGAUGUGAGGUAGAGCUGGGCAGCUCAUUCCCGGCAGAAACGUGUGCAGCAGACAAGAUGGACAGCAACAGUUUCAUCCAGUUUGAAGUGCCGGAGUAUAGCAGCACAGUUCUCAGCCAGCUAAAUGAGUUGCGUAUGCAAGGAAAGCUAUGUGACAUCAUCGUUCACAUUCAGGGCCAGCCGUUCCGCGCACAUAAGGCAGUCCUCGCUGCCAGCUCACCUUAUUUUCGUGAUCAUUCAGCACUGAGCACCAUGAGUGGCUUAUCGAUAUCCGUCAUCAAGAAUCCUAAUGUCUUUGAACAAUUAUUGUCAUUCUGCUACACUGGAAGAAUGUCUGUACAACUGAAGGAUGUUGUGAGCUACCUAACUGCAGCUAGCUUCCUUCAAAUGCAGUGUGUCAUUGACAAGUGCACUCAAAUUCUGGAGAACAUCCAUUCAAAAAUUAGCGCAGUGGGUGUAGGUGGGGAUGACAACCAGAGUAACCACAAUGGAGUUAAAGACGACUGCUACUUUGCUAAUCCAGUGGAGAUCUCCCCACCAUAUGGUGGGCAAGGGCGACCGUCGAUUGUAGGCAAUGACUUAAAAAUGGACGGGGUAGCCAGCAACAACUUAAGAAGCCGUCCCCAAGAGGAGGGUCAGUCGGACAGAGGCAGCAGUGGUAGCAUUUCAGAGCAUGAAAUUCAGAUAGAAGGUGAUAUGGUGCGGGAGAACCAAGUCUCUGAAGUUAAAGUGAAAGCUGAAAAAUCUGACAGACCAAGCUGCUCCGAUAGCUCCUCUUUGGGGGAUGAUGGCUACCACACUGAACUGGUUGAUGGCGAGCAAGUGACCUUGCUGAAUGUAGGUUCCUACGGGUCUGUAUUGCAACACGCAUAUUCUAUUUCUCAAGCUGCUUCUCAUACGACCAAUUUGUCUGAGCCCUACAAGAGCAUCAGCAACUCAAGCCCUUCCAGGUCCAUGCUUAGUUGCUAUCGGGGUGGCCGGGCACGCCCUAAGCGGGCAUCGAUAAUAACCACCGAGGUGCAAAAUGUGAUCCAAAGCCCUGAAAGCGACACCGUUAUAAGCGCACCAAGUUAUGAGAGUAGCCCCCAGGAGAGGGCCACCAGAGGCUAUUGGCAUCCGUACAACGAAAGACUUAUCUGCAUCUACUGUGGCAAGACAUUCAAUCAGAAAGGAAGUCUUGACCGACACAUGCGGCUCCACAUGGGAAUCACGCCAUUUGUGUGCAAAUUUUGCGGGAAGAAAUACACUCGCAAAGACCAGCUGGAAUACCACAUACGGGGGCACACCGACGACAAGCCUUUCCGGUGUGAGGUGUGCGGCAAGUGCUUCCCGUUCCAGGGCACACUGAAUCAACAUUUACGGAAAAACCAUCCCGGUGUUACUGAGGCGAGGAGUCGGAUGGAAUCACCAGAAAGAACGGAGGGAUUUGUAGACCAAAACGAUAGUAAUGUGUCAGAUGUGACCAUGGACUCCAAUAUUGAAAUUCACACAGUCACUACUACGCCUGACUAACUCACACAAGCCAGAGCACUGUAUAAAGCACACAUAAUGUUAAUUAAUGCCUAUUUUUAUUACUUCUUGCUUAUUUGGUAAUCUCUUUACUAUGGAGAAAGCUACUCUUAAUCCUCUUGUUCUUUGAGAAUGCUUCUUAAUUAUUCAAAGACAUUUUAUGAUAUCUGGGUGAUACACUAAAUGUACCUUGUUUUACUUUUUUUUUUUAAUAUAUACUUUUGUUCUUUUUGCUUUUUUAAGGAGACAUGGUACAGUUGCACUCCUAAAGAAGCAUAUAGUUAG